Bradysia coprophila is the source of this 806-nucleotide messenger RNA. RefSeq names its product Actin-related protein 2/3 complex, subunit 3A (gene Arpc3A). Gene Ontology annotation, biological process: Arp2/3 complex-mediated actin nucleation; regulation of actin filament polymerization. NCBI's taxonomy places the organism in Eukaryota, Metazoa, Arthropoda, Insecta, Diptera, Sciaridae. Gene Ontology annotation, cellular component: Arp2/3 protein complex; cytoskeleton. The record is from RefSeq and is a predicted model, not a curated record.
AUCAUCACACAAGAACUUGAAAAUUACCACUUUGCACCGUACUACAGAACAUUCGUAGAGCGGCGGAUCACCAAACGCAAAUUUAUUGACAGUCAAAACUGAUAUCACUCAUCGACGGGGGUAGCUGUUUUGUGUUUUUCGCUAUUAGUUAACUAUUUACUACCCCAAACGUUAUUCGCUCCAUCGGAAUUUCGGCCACAUUUCACAUCUUUGCCAAAAAAAUUAGUGAAAAUGCCGGCAUACCAUUCCCAAAUCCGAGAAUUUAAUUCGGCUGUUGGCAAUAUUGCCAUACUUCCAUUAAGAACUCAAAGCCGUGGACCCGCCCCGAUGGCCAACAUCGAACAAGAUAUCAUUGAUGAAUCAUUGUACUACUUCAAAGCAAAUGUCUUCUUUCGAACAUAUGAAGUUAAGUCGGAGGUUGACAGAACGCUUAUCUACAUAACGUUAUACAUAACCGAGUGCUUGAAGAAAUUGCAACGAUGCAGUAACAAAAACCAGGGUCUGCAGGAGAUGUAUUCCUUGGCCAUUUCCAAAUUCGAUAUACCCGGUGAUGCCGGCUUUCCGUUGAAUUCGGUGUACGCAAAACCGAGCUCUCCGGCCGAUUCAGAUUUGAUGCGUCAAUAUCUGCAACAAAUUCGUCAAGAGACUGGUAUCCGAGUUUGCGAUAAAGUAUUUGGUGAAGACGGUAAGCCCAGCAAAUGGUGGUUGUGUUUCGCUAAAAAGAAGUUUAUGGAAAAGUCACUGUCCGGACCGGGACAAUAGAUUAAGAUUAUAAGAAGGAAGAAAGAUUUCAAUAAAAACAAAAA